UCGAAAAAAAAGCGGCAUUUUGGUUUUUAUUCGUUUUUUUUCUCCAAAAAUAACAAAAACGAUUAAAUCCAUAGCUGAAACGACGAUGGCUCAAGCAUCAUCAACGGAAAACAAUCAAUUGGAAAAGCUUGUGGAAUCGAUUAAAAAACAAAAAUUUGAUCGUAAUAUUGUGGCCAAUCUAUCCUGUUAUUAUCAUGAUCGAUUAAUUGUUUGGAAUGAAGAUGAUCAAUGUCUAUAUGAAUGUUCAUUAGAUGAUCGUUAUAAUAUUACAGAUAUUCAGAUCGUUACAUUGUCAUCAUUGCCAACAUUUACUGUCAAUUGGAUAUGUUCAAAUCCAAUGGAAAAUUAUAUGGCCAUUUAUGGUACCGGUGGUUGUAUGAUUGUUGAAUUGCCAAAAAAUUGGUCUUUGUCUCGUUGUAGAACAGUAGCACCAAAAACAAUAAUGUCUACAGCCGCCACAUCGAUUACCGUUGAUUCGGACCAACAACAACAACGACACCGACAAGAGACUUCCAAAUUAUUGAUCAGAUCAUUUUCAUUGGCCGAAAGAAUGUUUCUAACGAAUCGUAAUUUAAAAUUACAAUGUUUACGAUGGCAUCCAAUAUCUAAAAGACAUUUAAUUAUAUUAACCAAUGAUAAUCGUCUUAGAUUAUUCGAUGUUUUCAAUGAAUUUGAACCGAUUAAAACUGUUGAUCUUGGUAAUGAUUAUAAUUCUGGCGUUUAUUCUGGUGCAUUAGGUGAAAAUGCUGUUUCAUUUGAUUUUGGUCCAUCACUAUCACAAUACCAUGACUAUAAUAAUAGCCUAUCGAUGACAAUGACAGAAUUGAUUGAUAUUUAUUCGAUAUUUGUACUAAAAGAAAAUGGUGAUGUUUUAUUACUAUAUCUAAAUCUUAAAGAUUUAUCCACAUUUCAUUGUCAACAUCCACCAUUGAAAAUGCGUCCAGCUGCUGAAGAUAAUUAUGGUUCAGAAGCAUGUUCUAUACUUUGUUUGGAUUGUGUACCACCUAUUAUCAUUAUUGGUACUUGUUCCGGUCUUUUAUAUCAUUGUUUAGCGAUUGAAAAUGAUCCCGUUAAUCCUGAUAAUAAUGAUGAUGAUGAUGAUAACUGUGAUAAUGAUUCCUCAUACCAAAUAUCAACAUCUAAAUCGAUGAUUAUCAUACCGGAAACAGUAUUGAAUGUAUUUGAAACGAUUGAAUUAUCAUUUCCAUUGGCAACAUAUCAAACAAUGGAUAAUGGUCUUGAUGAUGCUGGUGUAGAUUCAAUUAGUACAGCAUUGAAUUUGAUAGCCGAUCCAAAAGAUGGUCAACGAUAUUAUUGUCAACAUUCAUAUGGUGUUCAUUGUGUGAUGGUACCAUUUUUCAAACAAAUAGUCAAUCCAACUAUUAACAAUGAAUUUUAUGAUGAUAAAGCUAUUGUCGAAUAUUUGAUAUGUACACGGCCAACUAUUGAUGAUCGAAAAUCGCAACAACAAUCAAAAGAUUGUCCGACUUUUCCACUUGGCAUAGGCUUAACCAUUAAAUAUGGUUUCACAUCUAUUACCGUCAUAUUGAAUACGGGUGAAUUGAUUAAUAAACGUCUAUCGAAUAUUGUAUUAACCGAUUUUGAUGACGAUGAUCAAAUUGAAUUUGGCUUUCAAAGUAAUUUGAAUGAAUCAUCACCAACAAUUGAACAUCAGCAACAGGCGAAGAAACCAAAUUUUUCUGAACACAUACAACGAUUAUUGUCUAAAACGACUAGUUUGCCGUUGAUAAAAUCAUCAAAAACCGAUUCAAAAGUCGGUAUGGCUGAAUUGGAAAUGUUACUGAAUUCAAUUGAUGUAUUACGUAUUGAAUAUCUGGAUAAAUAUCUGGUGGCAGCAAAAGCUAUUAAUAAACGUAAAACAGUAUUGGCCGAAAUAGGUCGAAUCGUUUCGCCAAAAAUUUCUAAUGAAAAAUAUGAUACUGGUCAAUUUUUUUUACAUCGAGUAUUCGGUUAUCGUGGUGUUACAUUGUUUCCAUGGACAGCUAAAGUUUAUGACCGUGAUCAUAGGAAAAAACAACCUAGUCAAAUAACCCACAAUGAACGAAAUGAAUUUAAAAUGAAUGGCGUUACGCCUAAACCACAUACCUAUUAUCAGGUUUUAAUUGAUCAACGUGAUUGUCCGUAUGUGAAAGCCCAAACAGAAGCUGUUACAUUUCUAGGUAAUCAUGAUAAUACCAGAGCUUUGUAUGCAAUACCAGGAUUGGAUUAUGUCGCCCACGAUGAUGUUAUCCCAUAUAUGAGUACUGAAUCAACAUUGAUUCAACAUCAAUUGUUUGAAAAAUUUCUUACUUUUGAACCUGAUAAAGAUCCACCAUUUGCGCCUAAAGAAACACUGUUAGCAUGGCAAGAGAAAAAUCAUCCAUGGCUUGAAUUAUCUGAUGUUCAUCGUGAAACAACCGAAAAUAUUCGUGUUACAGUCAUACCAUUCUAUAUGGGUUGUCGAUUAUCACAGAAUAACAAUGUCUAUUGGUGGCGUUAUUGUGUUCGAAUUGAAAACCUCGGUGAUAUAACCGUACAACUUCGUGAAAGACAUUGGCAAAUAUAUAGUAUACCAGGAAUAUUGGAAUCAAUUCGUGGUCGUGGGGUUGUUGGUGAAGAACCAGUGUUGUCGAAAAAAUUUCCUGCUUUUCAAUAUAGUAGUCAUGUUAGCUUACAGGAUCCAAGUGGGCAUAUGUGGGGAAUCUUUAAAAUGGAACGUGAAGAUGGUACAAUGUUUGAUUGUAAAAUACCAGCAUUUGCAUUGGAAAGUAAACAUCAUAAUGACAAUACAACACAUCCAAAUCAUCAUCAUCCCGGCCCUAUUAAUUUAAAUCAACAUAAAAAGCAUCCAUCAAAUGCCUCAAGCAAUAAUGAUGUAACCAAUAAUGAUCCAAAACAUACAAAUUCAUCAUCGUCAUCAUCAUCAUCGAAUAAUCAUCAUCAUCAAGAUGAUGAUAAAUAAAAUUAAUCGAUAUGAAAUGGACAAUCCACACAAUGGAAUCUUAUUGGAAAUUAUGAUCGGAUAUUUCGUAAUCGAUCAUCAAGAAUUUUAUUUGUUGAUCGUCAUCGGUUAUUAAUUUGUUGAUAUUUUUAUUUUCUUGUAUAUAGAGAUUACCCGAUUAUUCUUGUAUUUUUUUUUUUUUGUUCAUAAGAAAGUAAAAAGAUAGAAAAAAGAAAUACAAAAUCACGAAGGUACGAAAUAAAA
Messenger RNA from Dermatophagoides farinae (American house dust mite), 3205 nucleotides. The record is from RefSeq and is a predicted model, not a curated record. Lineage: Eukaryota; Metazoa; Arthropoda; Arachnida; Sarcoptiformes; Pyroglyphidae.